Molecule: messenger RNA, 1548 nt
Organism: Metarhizium album ARSEF 1941
Lineage: Eukaryota; Fungi; Ascomycota; Sordariomycetes; Hypocreales; Clavicipitaceae
Product: Amino acid transporter, transmembrane
Exons: 4
Coding region: 1-1548 (515 amino acids)
Biological process (GO): amino acid transmembrane transport
Cellular component (GO): vacuolar membrane
Molecular function (GO): amino acid transmembrane transporter activity
Source: RefSeq, a predicted model, not a curated record
AUGCCAAUGUCCAACAAGUCCGAGUCGUCUGGCCUCGACGGCGAGCCGCGACAUCUGUCCGUGGCGGCGGCCGAGCCUCCAGAGUACGACGGCGACGCAGGCCUGCACGACGCCGUGUUUGGGGACCUGACCGGAAAGGGCCCCAACUACCGCAAUGUCGGGUGGGUGGGAACCGUCGCGCUCAUGAUGAAGACGCAGGUCGGGCUGGGCGUCCUGUCGAUACCGGCGACGUUCGACACGCUGGGCCUCAUCCCCGGCCUCGUCUGCCUGCUCGCCGUUGCGGCCGUCACGACGUGGUCGGACCACAUUGUCGGCGUCUUCAAGAGGCGGCAUCCCGAGGUGUACGGCAUCGAUGACGCCGGCGGCUUGAUGUUUGGCCGCAUCGGGCGGGAGGCGCUGGGCGCCGCCUUUUGCGUUUGUGAGUCCAAAGCCCAAAGCUCUCGCGGGUCUCCCGUCUCGGGUCUCGGGCUGACGCAACGCGCGCAAGACUGGAUCUUUGUUGCCGGGUCGGGAAUGCUGGGCAUAUCCAUCAGCCUCAACGCCGUCUCGUCCCACGGCGCCUGCACAGCCGGCUUUGUCGCCGUCGCCGCCGUCGCCGGCUUCAUGCUGGCCAGCAUCCGGACCCUGGCCCGCAUCAGCUGGCUGGCCUGGGCAGGCCUGACCGGCAUCCUCGUCUCGAGUUCGUCCCUCCCGCCCCGCGACGCCGCGCCGGCCUGUUGUCAGGCGUGCGUGAUCUUGCUCGUGACCGUCGCCGUGGCCGUCCAGGAUCGUCCUGCCGCCGCGCCGCCGCAGGGCCCGUGGGCGUCCGACUUCAAGCUGGUCAAGAGACCGUCCUUUGCCGCCGCCGUCUCCGCCGUCGCGUCCAUCGUCUUCGCCUACGCCGGCACGCCGGCCUUCUUCUCCAUCGCCGCCGAGAUGCGCGACCCGCGCCACUACACGCGGUCUCUGCUCAUCUGCCAGGCCGCCGUCACCGUGACCUACGUGUCCAUCGGCACCGUCGUCUACUACUACUGCGGCUCCUACGUUGCGUCUCCGGCCCUCGGCUCCGCCGGCCCCCUCGUCAAGAGGAUUGCCUACGGCCUGGCCCUUCCGGGUCUCGUGGCAACAACAACCAUUGUCGUCCACCUGCCUGCAAAGUACGCGUUUGUCCGCAUACUGCGCGGCUCAAAGCAUCUCACCGCCAACGAUGCCAUUCACUGGGCGACCUGGCUGAGCUGUACCCUGGUCACCACCGUGAUUGCGUAUCUGAUCGCCAGCGGCAUCCCCGUCUUCGGGGGCCUGGUCUCGCUCGUCGGCGCCCUCCUCGGCACGCUCAUGUCCUUCCAGCCCAUGGGCUGCAUGUGGCUGUACGACAACUGGCACCGGGGCAGAAAAGACCCAGCGAGCCGCUGGAUAUUCAUGGUCGUUUUCAGCAUUCUCGUCGUCGUGACCGGCACCUUUCUCAUGGUUGCCGGCACCUACGGCUCCAUCGUUGGCAUCAUAGACUCGUACAACAAAAGCGGCGCGUCUCGAGCGUGGACGUGUGCCGACAACUCCAACUCGGCCUAG